Solanum verrucosum is the source of this 2705-nucleotide messenger RNA. RefSeq names its product probable receptor-like protein kinase At5g24010. Bases 166 to 2622 code for a protein of 818 amino acids. The transcript has a single exon. Gene Ontology annotation, cellular component: plasma membrane; plasmodesma. The record is from RefSeq and is a predicted model, not a curated record. Gene Ontology annotation, biological process: protein autophosphorylation. Lineage: Eukaryota; Viridiplantae; Streptophyta; Magnoliopsida; Solanales; Solanaceae. Gene Ontology annotation, molecular function: transmembrane receptor protein tyrosine kinase activity; ATP binding.
UGGUGGAAGAAAAUGUGUUCACGAGCCGCCACUUUUCUUUGUUUACACAGUAUUUUGGACAGCUCUCCUUGACAUUCACAUUUUGUGUUACUUGAAAAGAAUUCACUCACAUCUUGUUGUUAAAAAAAAAUAGUAGAGUACAAUUAAUUCUCUCAUUCUUCUCCCAUGAGAAGUUGUAAAGUUGUUGUUGGUUUUUUCAUCCCUUGUUUCUGUAUCAUCUAUUUAUCAGGUGCUUUCUCCCCACAAGAUAACUACUUGAUAAACUGUGGUUCAAAUACAGAUGUCUUAGUUGAUAACAGACUCUUCCUUGGUGACUCUAAUUCAGUUUAUACCUCUCAAGGUAAGUCUAUUGUCUUUGAAGAAAAUACAAACCCAUCUUCCAAUUUAUCUUUCCUUUAUUCUAGUGCUAGGGUUUUCAAUGAUGCUUCAAAGUAUGUGUUCAAUAUCAACAAGAUUGGGACCCAUUUCUUGCGACUUCAUUUCUCUCCCUUCACUUCUCACAAUUAUGAUUUCAGAAAAGCAAUUUUCAGUUUUUCUGCAAAUGGGGUUUUGCUUUUUAGUGUUAAUACUACUAUUACUAAUAGUGUGGUUAGAGAGUUCAUAUUGAUGGUGGAUAAGUUUGAACUUGAAAUUAACUUCACACCUAAUCCUUAUGAAUCCAGUUUUGCUUUUGUAAAUGCAAUUGAAGUGUUUUCAGCUCCGGAUGAUUUCAUAAUUGGUGAUGGGGCUAAAUCAGUUGGUCCCAAAGGAAUUCGGGAGUUUAAUCAGAAUAUGACGUUACAAACAUUAGAGACUGUUCAUAGGAUUAAUGUUGGAGGGUUAAAGUUAACUCCUUUUAAUGAUACUCUCUGGAGAAGUUGGAUUCCAGAUGAAGAUUUCCUCAUUUUGAAAUAUGCUGCUAAAAUUGCAAGAACUUCUCAUGUUCCCAAGUAUCAAAAGGGUGGUGCUACAAGGGAAAUUGCUCCUGAUAGUGUCUAUAUGACAGCACAGCAGAUGAAUACGGAUAAUGUAACUACAGAUUUCAAAUUUAAUAUCACAUGGAACUUUCCUGUCGCUAUUAAAGAUGUUUCCCACUUUGUUCGCUUGCAUUUCUGUGAUAUUGUUAGUUUGUCACCUGGACAGUUGUACUUUAAUGUAUAUCUCAAUGGCUUCACAGCAUACAAAGACCUUGAUUUAUCUUCGCUUACAUUCCGUGAGCUUGCUACACCAUAUUACAUAGAUUUUGUGGUAUACUCAGGUAGUUCAGGUGUUGUGCAAGUAAGCAUCGAUCCUUCUAACUUAAGUAGUUCAAUGAGGAAGAAUGCCAUUCUGAAUGGUGUUGAGAUUAUGAAAAUGGUUAAUUUUGUGGCUUCCCGGACAGGUUCUAACAAGAGAAAUGUUUGGGUUAUAGUGAGUUCUGUUCUUGGAAGUUUUGUUCUGCUGACUGUGGUGAUGAUUCUUGCUGCUUUGCUAUUCUUUGUCUGCAGAAAGAAAAAGCUAAAACCAAAGCCCUCAGAAAGUGCUGGAUGGACGCCUUUACGUCGAUAUGGAAGUAGUUCCCAUGGUACAUUGUCUGAUGGGACUUCGCCUGGACCAAAUGGAUAUCUACGCCAGAGGAUUCCCUUUGCCGAAAUACAAUUGGCUACUAAUAAUUUUGAUAAGAGUUUGCUAGUCGGUUCUGGUGGCUUUGGGAUGGUAUACAGAGGUAUUCUUGGAGACAACAGAAAGGUUGCUAUAAAGAGAGGUGUGCCAGGUUCCAGGCAGGGCCUACCUGAAUUUCAGACUGAAAUCACUGUUCUUUCCAAGAUUCGCCACCACCAUCUUGUUUCACUUGUAGGUUAUUGUGAAGAACAGUCUGAGAUGAUACUUGUUUACGAGUAUAUGGAGAAGGGACCUCUUAAGAGGCAUUUGUAUGGUCCAGGCAUAUCACCCUUAUCUUGGAAGAAAAGGCUUGAGAUAUGCAUAGGUGCAGCAAGAGGUCUCCACUACCUUCAUACAGGUUUCGCUCAAGGAAUCAUCCAUCGUGACAUCAAGUCAACUAACAUCCUCCUUGAUGAAAAUUGUGUUGCUAAGGUUGCUGAUUUCGGUCUCUCAAGGACAGGCCCUUGUCUUAAUGAGACCCAUGUCAGCACUGGUGUAAAAGGAAGUUUUGGCUACCUUGAUCCGGAAUAUUUUCGGAGGCAGCAGCUUACUGACAAGUCUGAUGUUUACUCGUUCGGAGUUGUUCUAUUUGAAGUCUUAUGUGCUAGACCAGCAAUUGAUCCUCUGCUUACACGAGAGCAAGUUAAUUUGGCUGAAUGGGCUAUGCAGUGGCAGAAGGAUGGACAACUAGACAAGAUUGUUGAUCCCCAUAUCAGAGGCCAGAUAAAGCUAAACUGUUUGAGGAAGUUCGGGGAGACUGCCGAGAAAUGUUUGGCUGAUUAUGGAAUUGAUAGGCCAACAAUGGGUGACGUAUUGUGGAACUUGGAAUAUGCAUUCCAGCUUCAAGAAUCUGGAACACUUGGAGAAGUGCCUGAGAUUUCCAAUGAGCUUCCAGUGCCAUUGCCAGAGGGUCUCCACAAUGAGGUGUAUAAUGGUGAUGGGGCUUCAGAUAUAUCAACAAGCAAGGUAUUUUCACAAUUGAUGACUAAUGAAGGAAGAUAACUAGUCUAUAGUAUAGUGCACCAUCAAAUCAUUGUUCAACAGUUUACAGGUAUCAAUAUUGAUUUUGGUUCACUUUAACAUUU